Peniophora sp. CBMAI 1063 is the source of this 5892-nucleotide messenger RNA. Lineage: Eukaryota; Fungi; Basidiomycota; Agaricomycetes; Russulales; Peniophoraceae. The record is from the annotation of a GenBank genome assembly.
AUGCCGCCCAAGGCUUCCUCCUCCAAGAUACAACAGAAGGUCUCUAAGACUUCUGAAGCCCAGGACACGAAAAAGGCUGCUCUGGAUGCGCUCGGGUACGGCUAUGAGAAUGUGGCCCAUAACGAGGAGAUCAAGACCUUCAUCACGCGCUCGGUGAAGGAGCGCGUCGAGACAUUUCACUCCAUGAGUCCUGUUCUCCGUGGGCUACCGUUCAAAUCCGCCGCCUUGAAGCUUCCCGAUGCUCUGGACUUCACUGUGCUUGCAUACCCUUCGGACAAGGACGUCACUCGGCAAGGAUGGUCAGCUCUUCAGACCGCUGCUACGACCGUGGCGAACUGGGAACGCAGGGUAUUCGUUCAAGGCAAAGGUCAGAAGCAUAACAAGCACCGCAAAGCCUUCGUCAGGAAGCUACAUCUUGUCAGCGGUGACCAGGCCAAGUACCCUCCGCUCGCCCUCGCCGACGUCGCCCGGCACUUCCUACAAAUCCACAACGACAGUCUGGCCAAUUGGAUAUCGUCGUGGUGCUUGUUCGUUGCCUUCGACCUUGUCGCGUCGCAUACGGCACCUUCACGAACAAUGGAGCUCGUAAUCACUGAGGAUAUGGUUCCAUAUCAACGCGUGUCCCUCGAGCCUGACGUCGUCGCGCGGUACGAGAACCUCAUGGGCAACUACCAAGCCAACAUUAGGGCGUGGAUAGAGUCUGCGUGCGAAGCAGAGAGAAGGCAUCGCGAGCAGGAGCAACUUCUCGCGGAUGCUUCGCGCGAGAGCAAGCAAGCAGCCGAAAAUCCUUCGCUCAAAGUCAUGGAGGUACCCACUGCCAGUCCCCGGAGCGGUGGAGUCUACGAUAUGGUCAGCGAAGGCGCGAAACAGGAGAUUGAGGCCAUUGUCCAGUGCAAUGUCGGGAUGACUGCGCUUGCACUGCAACAGAUGCUGCAGGAACAACCCGGCGACCAUGAGCUUGUUCUGGAAGUAAUGCAGAGCCGGCUCCGUGAUCUAGUUCAGAAGGGAACUCUCAAACUUCCGGAGACUUGGUUCACCAAGAAGCACAAGGAGGAGACGAGCGCCACUGAUUCUGUGAUCGCCUUCUUGUGUGCUGCGAUGAUCUCACCUUUGGCGCUCUUGAGCAACGUGCCCUUAUACGGAGGUCGCGCGGGCAUGGCGGUACAGGAUGCUAUUAUGUGCUGGCAGCAACUAGCCCCCCUCGUACUACCUCAAUGGAUUAAGGAUCUCGGAAGAGACGUGAUCGGUGUAGCCGUCGAGAUCGCUUUCAGCAAGGGUGACGUGGACGGCCGUAAGCUGCUUUGGGCUGUGGCGAAGAAGUGGAAAGACAUACCCUUGCCCGCUUGCGACGUUGAUUUCUUUCAUGGCCGCUUGAUCUCGACCGUCGACUUGGAAAAGGAGAAUAGAUUCCAGCGCAUAGACGCAGAAGCUGGUACGCCGGGCCCUUCAGAGCACGGUGAUCGUCAGACUCCUAGCACUAGUGCGACCGGCUCGCAAACACCUGUGGAUACGGUCAGCGGGGAAAACGACAUCACGAAACAGCAGGCGGACAAUAAUCUCAGUGCCUCUUCAAGCAAGGAGGCCCCCGAGUCUCAUCUUCCCGACAGCGACGAGGAUGCAGCUGAAGUUCAGAAGGCACUCGACUGCUCGAUGGAACUCUCUGCUCCCGCUAGUACCGGACCGAGUGCUAGCGACGAUUCCCUCGAUGCCUUGAAGCAGUGUGGCACAGACGGAGACGUGGGUCAGGAAGAGGGCGUACACCGGCAGCACUCGGCAGACGAGCUCGAGCAUGUAACAGGAGUACAGUUUCCCCAACUUACUCUGAACCCAUCUCCGGCGCCAGCAGCCAGUUCUCGAGCUCGCUCCUCGAGUUUACAUUCCAGCUCUCGCACGCCAGUCCCCCGUUCUAUGCCGGCAAGUUCACAACAGCACACGCCCACCACCGCGUCACCACGGGUUCCCUCCUCACAGUCUCCUCCCCCCCUUCCGUUGCAACGCGGCACUUCGCCCGAACCUCGGGAUUCACUGUCUCCGACACCUCCGACGCAGGCCUCUUCACAGCACGCGCUUGGACGGCCAAGCACCACGCCCAUACCCUCGGGUGCCGUGAAGACGGUGUAUAGCAGUAAAGCUAAGGGGACUGAAAGCCCGUGGUUCCCUCCCCUCGCUGAAUCGAACACGCCCGUCGAUGGUUCAAGCGUGCUAAAUGAUCUUGAACCUUCCUCCGACAAGCUGCUCAUCAGCCCUCUGCAACCGGCGUCCACCAUCACACCGUACCCGACACCUUCUGACUUGGCUUCCCAACCAGACACGGACGAUGAGGCUGAGAAAGACGUCGACCGUCCCGCUAACGCUGGUGAGAAACCCAUGGACGUCGAUGCACCUGAAUAUGAAGACCAGGAGACUCAUGAGGACCGCGGCACGACCGGCAGCGAGCGAGUUCGUAACGCAGGUGAUGGCGAGGAGGGCAGCGAGAACGACGAGCCGGCACGCAACGGCGCUGGUGUUGAAAGACACGAUCACGAGGACAAAGUGGCGUUGGAUCACAGCGCACGAACUCCGAUUGCUGAGAAGGACAAGGAUGAGGAUGAGGAGGACGAAGACGAGGAGGACGAGGACACGGAGGACGAGGUGGGAAAAAUGGAAGAGCGUAGCGGGGACGCGCGCAAUGGUGCUAGUGCUGAAGGCAAAGAUGCCGACGAAGACGAGGAAGAAGCCUUGCUGGCUCGCAACGCGCAAGCUCCCGCUGCAGGUACCGGCGAGAUGGACGACGAGGAGGAUGAGGAGGACGCCCAGAAUCGUGCUGGGGAUGAAGGCGGUGCUGACAAGGACCAGGCGGCGUUGGCAGAGAGCGUGGGUGACACUCACGAGCUCGACGAAGACCAGGUCAUGCAGGACAGUCUUCAAAUGCCUGCUGAUGAUCACCCCGAAGCCGAUGACCCUAUGGGUGAGGUGCAGCCGCCGCCCGGGGAUCAGCGGAAGCGGAAGCGGGAUGCUGACGAUGAGGAGGAGAUGGAUGAGGACGAUGAAGCAGACGCUCUCGCACAGGCGGAAGGAGAUAGCCCGCGACGCAGUAAGUGGAUCAGACUUGAGGAGGAGCAGAAGGCGGAGGAGGAAAAGCAGAGGAAGGAAAAGGAAAAGGCGGACAAGGAGAAGCAGCGGCAGGACGAGGAGAAGGAGAAGGAGAAGGCGAAGGCGAAGGCGAAGGCAAAUGCGAAGGCGAAGGCAAAGGAGAAGGAGAAGGAGAAGGCGAACGCAAACGCAAACGCGAAAGGGAAAGGGAAAGGCGCGCAGGAGAAGGAGAAGGAGAAGGAGGGGGGGAAGGGGAAGGGGAAGGAGAAGGAGAAGGAGAAGGAGAAGAAGGGGAACGGGAACGGGAAGGGGAAGGGGAAGGAGAAGCAGAAGGAGAAGGAGAAGAAGCACAGCGUCGACAACGCGCACGCGUUGCGCCGAACGCCCAUACUGUCAACACCACUGAAGCAGGAGGAUGUCGAGGGAGACGAUAAGGCCGCUCUUGAGCUUGUCAAGAAACGUUGGCACAAGCAGUGGCCAACUUACAUCGUCAUCAGCUCUGACGAAGAGGAGCCGGUGGUCAAAGACAAGCCUCAUACAAAGCCUGUCCUCGAACCUCUGAGGUCUUUCAACGCGCAGGCCUUCGGUCGCUCUACGGGGCUCGGGAAAUCAGUGUCGUCGAAAUCGGCCGGCAAACCUCAAGUUCGCGCGGACGACCUCGGCAGUGGAGGAGCGUCUGGUUCUUCUCGGGCCGGGCCGUCUCAACCUCGACAAGAGGGCUCGGAUAUGGAUGCCGAAGGUUCAACUGACGAAGGAGAGGUCGUAUCACGUCCGCCACCACCUGCCGGGGAGAAGAAGAACAAGAACAAGAAGAAGAAGAAGGGUGGUGCCAAAAAGCAAAAGCGUGGCCGGAGCGAGGACACACCGCCGCCCGAUGCAGAGAGCGACACCUGGUGGGGAAACUCGAGUGAUGAGACCGCCAGCGAGCUCUCCGACUCGCUGAACAUCAACAAGCCGAUCAGGCUGGCUGAGAAGCAGUAUUCCGAUUUCGAGGAGGAGUGCAUGCCAUUGUGGGAUGUCAACUUCACGAUCCCAAAGUCUAUUAGGAACUAUGGACGUGCAGUGGGCAAGGAGAUCCAAAGUCAGAUGGACCAGCGCAUAAGGGACAAAGAUUGGCCGACGAACUUCAUCAAGUUCUACUCGAUGGACGAGUGGAUGUCCGAGUCGCUGGAAGAUAUCGAGGCCAUGAUGGGAGAGGGGUUUUGUUUUCACAUUCGGGACACUGGAUUGGACCGCGGCUGGGAUUGGAACGUCAAGUCAGCAGAGAGGCUGAAGAGCGGCGCUAGCUUUGUAGACGCCCAGGAAUUCGUGAAUCCCCACCACAACGGCGGCGUCCAACAUUACUGGCUGCCUGUCGGCGACAUGAUCAAUCCUAUGCGCCGCGACUAUACCAAGGUCGUCAACUGUUUGAACCUGCCUCUGAACGGGACCGUUGUUCCAAUUCCGCGUCAGCACGAACUCGACAUCGGCUCACUUGCAUAUCAAGCGCGCAAGGAGGCGGUCAAAGCGCGUCAGGAGAACCCUUCACGACCGCUCGGAGUGUUUGAGCUCGGCCUCGACGCUAGCGUUAUCACGGGUCUCAACUGGUCAAUCAUAUCUCAGGCGCACUCCUGGACCGAUGGCCAUGUCGACACCGCCGGGGUUUUCACAGCCAUCGUCGUUCUCACUGGGGUCAAGUAUUGGGCGAUAAGGAAGACGUUGCUGACCGGUGACAAAGACGACGACAUCGAUGUGUUCGAUUGCAGCUACUUCGAGGAACUUAAUGACAGGGACCUCGACAGCCUUCCCGGUGGAUCUGCGGCAUGGGUAGCUGUGUUGCUCUUUCCGGGUGAUAUCUUGAUAAUGCACCCAAACGCGCGUCACCUCGUGUACACGAUCAAGGACUCGAUGAUGACAGGCAUUCAUCUAUACCAUCACCGGCAGCUCCUGCGCUCUGUGUGUGGGUGGACGAUUGCCCGAUUCUCGCACACGACGAUCUCGAAUGCGGAACAUCACUGUUUCUUGUCGAUUCUGCAAUCCUUCUCGACGUUCUGGUGGCCGGGUUACAAGUCGCAUGUGCGGGAGACAUUGAGCGAGGACCACCCCAUUCUGCGCACUCUCCCCGACCCAAAGGAGCGGGAGGGUCUCGAUUCGAUCGUCGCGCUCGCGCUCGUCACCGUCUUCAACAAUACCUUGUCGGGUGUUGCGAAGCCUUACCGGGGCGCAUACUACACGAGCGACAGGAGGAGCUUCAAGAGCAUAUGGUUGCGUCUCACGGAGACCGGUUUCAUGUCGGUCACAUGCGACAACCUGCCGAGCGAGUUUUCCGUCUUGAUGAAGAAGGCCCUGGGUCUCGGAGACCCGUCCAUCAAACUCGACAACCGUUGGACAUGCGCCGGGCUGACGCAGUUGCUCGUGCACUUCGCACGCGCACUGAUCCAGUUGAGCUGCCGGUGGGCGGCCUACCAAGCCCCUGUAGAAUGGGUGGCACACUGGCCGGAAGACCCAGAAGACCAGGAGGACUACGCAUUCGAUUCGGAGGGCGAGGACGCGGGGAUCAACGAGGACGACAAAGACGACUACUGGCUCAGUCCCGCGAAGGUCCGUUCACGGGCGUUGAUCGACUUGGGCAAUGCGGUGGGACUGCCGUACAGCAUCGCUUCUCAGCUGGUCGGUACUGUACACAGUUGCUGGGUUUGCUGCAAACCUGCUAUGGUACCUCUCUGUAACUGGGUUGACGUCGAGGAUGGGACGAUCACGCGUAGGCCCAGCCUGUGGGAUGCCCUCGACGCGCAGUCCUUCACGGAAGACGACCUCCCGGACGAUGACAUGGAUGAGUGA